GGCUCCGCCCUACCCGCCCCACGACACUGCCCCCGCUGCCGCCCCCGGUACAGCGUCCUCAGGCCCAAGACAGUCCCGACAGCUCGGACGUGGACGAGUCGGAAAUAAGGAGACAGCUGCUCAAUGACAAAUGGCGGCAGCUGUUUGAUAAAUACGAUCCUGAAGGUUUUCGGCGAAAUCCCAUGGGAUGACUUUGUGGAAGUCCUGAAGACGCCAGAGUUUGUGGAGGAGGUGACCCCUAACAAGAGGGACAUCCUAGCGGAACGUGCUCAGGAUCGCAGAACCACGGCUAUUACCUUCCAGGACUUCGUCAAUGUGAUGAGCGGCAAAAGAAGCCGGAGCUUUAAGUGCGCAGUGCACCACCGCGACCGCGAAGUGAGCAGCGAAAACGACUUCCACGUCCUACUGGAGGAGCCGCCGCUGUUCCGUAGGAUGGUGCAGAUCAUAGCGGAUGAGUUCCUGACGGAGGAGCGGGACCGGAAGUACUACGCCGAUAACUACACUUGUUACCCUCCCCCGUUCUUCAUCCUCUUCGUUACCGUAGUAGAGCUUGGUUUCUUCUCAUAUUACACAAUAUCGAACGGCGAAAUCAACCCUUCCGGUCCUGUGCCAAUCGACAGUGUCUUCAUCUAUCGGCCCGACAAGCGGCUCGAGCUAUGGAGGUUCUUCUUCUACAUGGUCCUUCACGCCGGUUGGCUACACUUGCUGUUCAAUUUGCUGGUGCAACUGUUGGUGGGCCUGCCCUUAGAAAUGGUCCAUGGUUCACUGAGGAUAGGCACUGUAUACAUGGCUGGUGUACUAGCUGGUUCCCUGGGUACCUCAGUAUUCGACACAGACGUGUACCUUGUUGGAGCGUCAGGAGGAGUUUACGCCCUUCUAGCCGCUCACCUGGCAAACGUCCUACUGAACUACAGCAACAUGGAGUUUGGAACCGUUCGACUGGUGGGCAUCUUUGUUGUUGCAAGUGCUGACGUAGGGUUUGCUGUGUACGACCGCUACGCGGCGGAGACGCUGGGUCCACCCGUCAGUUAUGUGGCGCAUCUCACCGGUGCCCUGGCUGGUCUCACAAUCGGCCUCUUGGUAUUAAAGAACUUUGAGCAGAAACUGCACGAACAGCUGAUUUGGUGGGUGGCACUCGGCGUUUACGCAGCAUGCACUAUCUUUGCCAUCAUCUUCAACUUGUGCGCGGAUACGUUCGACCCAUGAUACCACGCCUACUAUGUCGACCAGUAACCUAGAAUGGACUGGCGGCAUAGCUCGGACAAUAAAGACUUAUUCGUUUCUCGUAGCCUUGUUGGAUCUCGUAACCUCAAAGUGAUUUAAAACAGUUUGUCUCCGGUGUAUCUGAGCAUUUUGUUGUGGACUCAGUGAGUUUGAUUGUGUAGCCUAAGUAACCUACGUGUGUAAAUCUGUAAUUAGCGAUUUUGUUUGUUUCUUACUUACUGUUUUUUAUAUAAAACUUACCUAGAAAAUGGAGUAGUAACAAACACAGUAUAAGUGAUACCAAUCAUGAUAUUAUUAGCAAAUUAUAAAAGUAGUAUUUAAUAUAUUUUUCCUAAGUUGUUCAUUAGUUUUUCAAAUACAGUCAGUCAUACAUUGUUUGCCUGUCACCUCCAGUAGACAAAAACCACUUUAUUUGCGAAUUCACUAAAAAACUCUAUCGGUAAAACAAAAUGAAAACCUAGAACAAUUCAAUUAACAACAAUCUCAAGGUAUUACCCAAAAAUUAUUAGCUGCUUCUGUAUCAUUUACCUUGAGUUUAUUAAUAAUAGCUUUUAUCCACCUUCGACCUAGCUUACUGCUGUUAUUACUUAUGAUUUUCUUUGUUGUCACUAAUGAUGUAAAUGAAGUCUUAAUUUUUGAAGGUUGCUGAAACUGUUAGGGCUCUGUAAACACUUGCCAAAUUCAUGCAAUCUAGGCCACAAUUGAGAGUUGUCAAGAGUUUGUUUUCAUAAAAAAGUAUCACAGUUUUUACGAUGUUUAUUGAAUUAGGCUUUCUAAAAUAACAUUAAUAGUCCCUAAGGUAAUUCCGAUAAAUCUAAUUGUGAUUUCAUCAGCAUUAAAAGUCUUGCACAUUUUAUGUCAAAUCUGUCCUCGAAAGAUUUGUUGGCUCUGACUGUAUUUCAUAGUCUAAUUUUAUUUUGUGUAUAUUCUAGCUUAGAAUUUACUCUGGUGUUUGUUUUUUUGUUUUUUUUUACUGGUAUUGAAUAUUAAAUCAAUAUACUAAUAAAAGAAUCGUAAUGAGGUUUUUGUAUUAUGAGUGUUAAUUUUGUAAAUUAACAAUUAAAAAAACAUCUCAACACACUUUAAAAUUUAUUUCCUAUCAUUUCAGUUUAACAUAAUAUUACAUAAAUUAACAAUGUUGCACUGUUGUACAAAAUAUUUGGGGUUGUAAUGUUUUUUUUUAAUGUCUCUCUCUUACAUGUUGUUUUGUACGUAAAUGUAGCAUAUAAUGUAAUUGUGUAAAUAAUUGUGUAUUUUUAGACAUACCAAAGAAGGCUGCAAAAAUAGUGUACAUAAUAGUAGUUAUAUGCAUUUAUAAUUGAGCAAAGAUAUACUGCAAAUAGAUGUAGCGUAGACUUUUUCACUUUUGUAUUGAAUACUACCUUAGGCCUAUUAUAAAUUGUAUGUGCAUUUUUUUUAUUGAAUGGCAUUCUAAAGUAUGUAUUCAUUUGUUGCUGGAAAUUUUCAGUUUUACUUGUUGGGAUGGAUGAAUAAUAUAUUUAAAAACGUAUUUAGGAUUUAUUAAAUGGUUUUCAUUACUAUUUGUAAUUUUUGAAUAGCAAAAUAUCUGAUUGAAUUUAUUUCACCUUAUUGAUUUAACUGAGUUGAAGUUGCAAUACGUUUAAGCUAUGAUAUCUUCUAAUUGGCUUUAAAAUUCAUAACAACAUUGACUUCCUAAAAUUGUUUCUCAGUACAACUAUUUACAACCAGAAAUUUAAAGUUUUUACUGUUAUAAAUUCUUAUUAAAUUUUCUAGUGUAAUUUUUAAGUGUUUAAUAUAUAGUUUGAUUACAAAACUUAGUUUUUAAUUAUUAAACUACCAUCUGCGUGGUUGGUCCAUAGCUUAUCAGUUACAGAAUAAAUUAAAGUCACUGUUCUUGUAUGAAUAAAAUAUACCCUUUGACUAUAUAUAAAAAUAUAUAAUUUCUGAGGGUAAUUUUUGGCAAGUACAUACAAUAAAUACAAUUUUUUAAAUUCAAAAUUUAUUUUCCGAAAUUGUCUCGACAUCUCAACAUGACAGAGAGGUAGUGCUGGAUGAAUCCAUACAUAUGUUUAUUGUGUCUAAUCUGGCAUAUGUUCUGAAAUUUGUGUGGAACAUUACCUAUGAGUUAAAAAGAAAAAUGUAUAAAUUUUUAUUAAAUAUUAUAAAAUUAGUAUGAUGAAUUGUAAAAUUCUAAUUAAUAUAUAUGAUGGGAAAUUACUUAAGUGAAUGGUUUAAUUUUUGUGUAAAAUAAUUGUAAAUUAAAUACCUCAAAUUUAUUAAUUAUUUCCAUAAUGCUUUUAUUGGUAAACUAUAAAAUAUUUAUAAAAAUGUUACUAAAGGCUGAAUUUGCAUUUUACUUCACUUGUUUAUAUGCAACACAGUGCUACAAGUAUUUAGUUUAUUACUUUAAUUUACAAAAUAACAACAAUUGUCUGCCUUGGUGUUUCAUAAAUAAGUGUUUUAGACAUAUUAAAAGUGAUGAUGAUGCUAGUCAUUUAUAGUUUUGCAUUUGUAUUUUAUUUUAAGGAAAUAUUUGUACAUAUUAUCAAACUAUAUCAUAUUUUUUCCCAGUAUUCAUCUCAAAUUAUCAAUUAAUUGUUUUUUCUGUUAAUAAUUUUACAAUUAAACAUACUUUAUGUUUUAUGGAUUUUUAUAUUUUAUGUUUUAAGUGCCUACAGCUAUAUUAAAUUAGUUCUAUUAUUUGUUAUCCUUGUGAACCCUUAGCAGCAUAACACAAGUUAGUUAUCGUUCAUUUGUAUAUUCUAUUAACAGUUCCUAGCGUUCAUAUAUGUUUAUAGUCCUGUAUUUUAUAUAUUAUAUAUUUAUACAUGUACCUUUAAAAAUAUUUAUUUCUGAAAACCUUGAACUUUUUCCGUUUAUUUUAUUUAUAAGAUAAAAUGAGAUCAGUUGUUCUUACAUUAUUGCAGACAAUAAUACCAGCUACAGUUAGACUGAAAUGUGUUAGUAAGAUAUGUUUAACUCAAGCUUGGGGUUUUGUUCAUUAAGCCUUGGUGUACACAAACGUUUUGUGUUAUUAUAUUAUGUAACCAUACUACCUCUUUAAACCAUUCCAGCCUGUAGGCACUAGGCCACACCAAAGAUGUGCAAUGCACCAUGCUGCCUUGACUACUAUCACCUUCCCCCUUCCACCCCAAUACCUCGGCUCUAAGAACCGAACUUUUGUAUCAUGUUUUCUUACUCACAAAUCUGUAUAACUUGUCUAGAAUAAAAAUUAUUAUUUAUUUGAUCAAAA
This is a messenger RNA of Homalodisca vitripennis (glassy-winged sharpshooter), 4459 nucleotides long. It is a transcript of the gene stet, whose product is annotated as protein rhomboid. The record is from RefSeq and is a predicted model, not a curated record. Gene Ontology annotation, cellular component: membrane. NCBI's taxonomy places the organism in Eukaryota, Metazoa, Arthropoda, Insecta, Hemiptera, Cicadellidae. Gene Ontology annotation, molecular function: serine-type endopeptidase activity. Bases 124 to 1206 code for a protein of 360 amino acids. The transcript has 10 exons.